Messenger RNA from Anolis sagrei ordinatus, 8778 nucleotides. It is a transcript of the gene MCC, whose product is annotated as MCC regulator of WNT signaling pathway. NCBI's taxonomy places the organism in Eukaryota, Metazoa, Chordata, Lepidosauria, Squamata, Anolidae. Gene Ontology annotation, molecular function: calcium ion binding. Gene Ontology annotation, cellular component: cytoplasm. The record is from RefSeq and is a predicted model, not a curated record. Gene Ontology annotation, biological process: negative regulation of canonical Wnt signaling pathway.
CGGCAGCUUUCUUGUGAGUCACAAAGGGAAGGUCACUUUAUUGGAAAUAAAAACCUGCCGGCAAAGUCACUGUGUUGACCUCCUCUGUGUAGCUCCUUUUGCUUUGUUCUUUGGGAUAGAGCACACAGAACUCUGGAAGGGAAGAUGCCUGUGAUGCCAAAGUGUGCUUUCCCUUGGUGCGCUGUGCUUGCUUCCCCCUCCCAUCCUCCUCUCCGUCCCUCCUGUCUUUAGUACCGCCUCUUCCAUGCACCCUGUAGCCAGCAGCAAGACAGCUGUGUUUGAUCAUAAACCACUUACAACUCCAGGCUCCCUGGAAGGGGAAACUUUAGCGUGAACAGCAGGAUAGGUCUGCGUCCUGUUCAGCCUUCCACCUCCUGAUAGGAUCUAACCAGAGCUUUUGGAGAGCAUUUGUGCUUGCAAGAGCUGACAAAGCUCCCAAGAUCUUUCCAAAUGCAUAGGAUUCCUUUGGGAAAGGCUUUUUCUGAUCUAUCAGAGGGGUUGGGGAAAGGAAAGGCAUAACAUCGGAGGCAGUUUUGGGAGCCAGGAGAUCGUCACAGGCUGUCUGCGUCCUGUCUGGCCAUGCACUCUGCAGUGCUUUAAUGAGUAUUUUGCACCAAUGGAUUUCUGUGUGAAUCGGCAACCAGUUUUUUGGUGAGCGUCUCUCUCCCUCUCUCUUUAGGAGACCCUGUGCAUUGUUAAAUGUUUUAGGCUGCCUAAAUGUUGAGUGAAAAUGGCUGUCUAGAGCAAAAUGAGCAAGACAGGAAAAGCUCAGAAAAGAAGAGGGUGCUGAGUCUUCUGGAGCAACGCUUGGAAACCUUAAAAUCCAUAGAGAGAGAUCAAGCCCUGGAAAGUCUCAUCAUGAAUUCUGGAGUUGCCAUGAAAUAUGGAAAUGACUCUGCAGAACUAAGCGAGCUACACUUAGCAGCACUGGCAUCUCUGAAAGGAGACAUCGUUGAACUUAAUAAACGUCUGCAGCAAACAGAACGAGAGAGAGAUUUGUUGGAAAAGAAAUUGGCAAAGGCACAGUGUGAACAGUCCCACCUAAUGAGAGAACAUGAAGAUGUGCAAGAGCGGACAACGCUUCGCUAUGAGGAACGGAUCACGGAGCUUCAUAGCAUUAUUGCCGAGCUAAAUAAGAAAAUCGACCGAUUGCAAGGAACUACUAUAAGGGAAGAAGAUGAGUAUUCAGAGCUGCGAUCGGAACUUAGUCACAGCCAGCAUGAGGCCAAUGAAGACUCGCACAGCAUGGAUCAAGAUCAAACUUCGGUUUCUGUCCCAGAGAACCAGUCAACUAUGGUCACAGCUGACAUGGAUACUUGCAGCGACUUGAACUCUGAACUGCAGCGGGUGCUGACGGGGCUCGAGAAUGUCGUCUGUGGGAGGAAGAAGAGCAGCUGCAGUUUGUCUGUGGCAGAUGUGGACAGACACAUUGAACAACUCACCACUGCCAGCGAACACUGUGACUUAGCCCUUAAGACAGUCGAAGAGAUUGAAGGUGUCUUGGGACAGGACCUGUACCCAAAUCUGGCAGAAGAGCGAUCUCGAUGGGAGAAGGAGCUGGCAGGUUUGAGGGAAGAGAACGAGAGCUUGACGGCAAUGCUGUGUAGCAAGGAGGAGGAACUAAAUAGGACCAAGGCUACCAUGAAUGCGAUCCGGGAAGAACGAGACAGGUUACGUAGAAGGGUCCGAGAACUGCAGACGCGCUUGCAAAGUGUCCAGGCGACUGGCCCAUCAAGUCCAGGUCGUCUCACUCCUGCAAACCGUCCUAUUAACCCAAGCACCGGUGAGCUUAGCACAAGCAGCAGCAGUAAUGACAUUCCUAUUGCAAAGAUCGCUGAGCGAGUAAAGCUCUCAAAGACAAGGUCAGAAUCGUCAACAUCUGACCGCCCGGUCUUGGGAUCAGAAAUCAGCAGCAUAGGGGUAUCCAGCAGCGUGGCAGAACACCUUGCACACUCUCUUCAAGAUUGUUCCAACAUCCAAGAAAUUUUCCAGACACUUUACUCACAUGGUUCUGCUAUCUCUGAAAGUAAAAUCCGAGAAUUCGAAGUAGAAACUGAACGAUUAAACAGCCGCAUUGAGCACUUAAAAUCUCAGAAUGAUUUGUUGACAAUAACUCUGGAAGAGUGCAAGAGCAAUGCUGAAAGGAUGAGCAUGUUGGUUGGAAAAUAUGAAUCCAAUGCCACAGCCCUCAGGCUUGCAUUGCAAUACAGUGAACAGUGCAUUGAAGCUUAUGAGCUCCUGCUAGCAUUGGCAGAAAGUGAACAGUCUCUCAUUCUUGGGCAAUUCAGAGCUGCAGGUGUGGAGUCAGUUGGGGACCAACCAGGUGAUGAAAACAUCACCCAGAUGCUGAAGAGAGCCCAUGACUGCAGGAAGACGGCUGAAAAUGCAGCAAAAGCCCUGCUAAUGAAAUUGGAUGGCAGCUGUGGAGGGGCCUUUGCCGUCACUGGCUGCAGCAUUCAGCCCUGGGAGAGCCUGUCGUCCAACAGUCACACCAGUACAACUAGUUCUACAGCAAGCAGUUGUGAUACAGAAUUCACAAAGGAGGAUGAACAGAGGCUGAAGGACUACAUUCAGCAGCUGAAAAACGACAGGGCAGCUGUGAAGCUGACGAUGUUGGAGCUGGAGAGCAUCCAUAUUGAUCCCCUCAGUUAUGAUGUCAAGCCUCGCGGAGACAGUCAAAGGCUGGAUCUAGAAAAUGCUGUACUCAUGCAGGAGCUUAUGGCAAUGAAGGAGGAAAUGGCAGAACUGAAGGCGCAGCUGUACUUGUUGGAAAAAGAGAAAAAAGCCCUGGAGCUGAAGUUGAGCAGCCGGGAAGCUCAGGAGCAGGCCUAUCUUGUCCACAUUGAGCACCUGAAGUCGGAAGUUGAAGAGCAAAAGGAGCAGAGGAUGCGAUCUCUCAGCUCAGCUAGUAGCAGCAGUAAAGAGAAGUCAAGUAAGGAGUGCACAGAUGGCACUACAGCCUCAUUAACACUUGCUGAGUUGAAACCCUACAGUGAAAGUGAACUCACUACAGAAUUGGCAAAUGCACUUCGACGAGAAAAGAAGCUGAAAGCCAGAGUCCAGGAGCUGGUGAGUGCCUUAGAACGACUGACCAAGAGCAGUGAAAUCCGCCACCAGCAAUCUGCAGAGUUUGUGAAUGACUUGAAAAGAGCAAACAGUAACCUUGUGGCUGCUUAUGAGAAAGCCAAGAAAAAGCAUCAAAACAAACUGAAGAAACUGGAAUCCCAAAUGAUGGCUAUGGUCGAAAGGCAUGAGACUCAAGUGAGAAUGCUCAAACAAAGAAUUGCUUUGCUGGAAGAAGAGAACUCAAGACCCCACACCAAUGAAACGUCACUUUAAGAGGGAUCUUUUUUUAAAAAAAAAGGGAUCCAUGUGCCAUUGAAAGUAUGAGUCCUUCUAGGACUCACUGUUGAUGGUAGGUGCGGAAGGAGACCAGAGACAGCCUGGGCCAAGAUGGAAGACAGCGCAUCAGAGACCAGUUUGGGCUUCGACAAUAUGCAAUCAUGAACAGGAGCCAAAAGGAAAGUGAGGCUUUUGGGAUGGCUGUGCAUAAUCAGACAGUGCCUGUUUAUCAAGGUUCUAUGUAAUUAUUUUGUUCCCAUGUUGCUUUUUUUUCCUUUUUCUUCUUCCAGGCUUGUAUGGGUAAGAAUACUUGUGUUUUCAUCAAACACAUCCUUCUGAGUCCACUGUAAUUUUGGGGAAAUGAUCAAAUACCACCACACAGGUUGCUUUCAUCUGGAUCACAGGAUUUCUUCUUUCCAUCUCCUUUCUGCCAUUCAUCUUUUCCUCUAGGCUGACAGUGCACAGCCGCUUACGAAGUCAGUGGCCAUUCAUUUAUUGAUAGCUGGUGUCUGUGAUUAUAGAGUACGCAAAGAAUUGGCACUCUCCAGUAAGUGGCAUCUAAGGAAGCAAGUCUUCCCUCUCUGUCUGACUGGAGAUUAAGUGCAUGCAGUGAGAGUAUGGCACUCCAUCCACAGUCUGUUUCAGUUUUAAACUGCCUUUGCAUUACCUGCUGCUUUUAAGACUUUUUGAAGUGUGCUCACUUAAUGCCUGAUAGCCUAUAAUUUGGGAGCUCUUGGCAAUUCUCUUGCAUAUUGCUUCCAGUCCCAAUGUGCAGGUGGGUCAGAACAAGCAGUUUGCAAGUUGUUGUUGUCUUUUAUGUGUCUGCCCUUCUUCAUGUUUUGCUAACUGCUGUUGCUGAUGAAACAGCCAGGUGGAAGUGCUCCAGGGUUAAGCAGUGUGCUUUCGUGAAUUGGUUGCCUCCCAAAAAUCUUAUUUGUUGAGGGAAUGUAAUCCAUAUUCUGAGAAUAACCAUUCAGUUGUGUAGCUAAACAUACAUAUCAGUGCACUUGUUCUCAAAUUCUACCCUUUCACCCCCCCUCCCCCCCAAAUAUAUUUGAGCCACCAUCUCACAGAAUUCUUGAGCAGUGGGCAUACUGGACUUUCCACAGAUAUAUAAACCAAAUUUUCCUAGUUUCCAACAACCUCUGAGUAUGCCUGCCAUAGAUUCAGGUGAAAUGUCAGGAGAGAAUGCUUCUAGAGCAUAUCCAUACAGCCCAAAAAACCUACAACAACCCAAUGGGCAUACUGUUUGAAAUGUCUAGGAAUCCAAAAUCUCCCCCAAAAAGAGAGCUUAAGAAUCUCUCUUGCCAGUAGUGUCACUAUUAAAUGUGUAAAGUGUUGUGCAUUCUUACAGCUGAAUCCCUUUGGAAAAAGUACGGUGUGGGUCUGGGCAGGACGUAUUUCUUAGCAGCUGAUUUCUGAGGGCUGUUGCAAAACAUUUGUAGCAGUUUCCAUAAAGCUCACCACAUCCUUGCUGUACAGUAUAAAAAUAACUCAUCAAACUUCACUUAUGUUAUUGUGCUUUUAAAAAGCCUAGGAUAUAAAGAAUGUGCCUGAUUGAAUGAAUGUAUACGUCUAUCCUACAAAGCCGUUGUGUCAAAACUAACUUGCAGUUGCAAGUCUACUUUGCCUGAUAAAACCAUUGUAGAAGGGGCAACAGGCAGAGACCACCAUGCAAAAGAGUUGUCUACAUUUUAAAAUAAAUAUAUAAAGCUAGAAUGGUAACAGUUCUAGAUCAACUACUUAGUUAUAUAACUAUCUUGAUUACAUAGCUAAAUAUGCCUUGGCCUAGCCCAUUACUAGUCCUGACUUAUCAGGCAGCAGUCGCUACAAGCAAAAGGGAUCUGUUCUCCUAUCAUUCAGGGAUGUAUUUGACAUUUCUACCACCCUCUCACAAACUACAUCCAGUGUGGCAGUCAGAAGUAUGACCCCAGUGAUAAUUCCUCCUUUCAUGGGAGAUCAUUUGCAGGAGUCAGCUGGAACUGUCAGUCUGUUGUGUCCCAAUUGACAAGAGAACAGACUUCUGUUGCUCGCAUUGGCUGCUGCCUAUUAAGUCUGGAUUGGGAGACUUUUACAAUCCCUACACGUUCCCUAUACUAUUGAAUAUGCAGGAAUUGUCACUACAGACCAGACAAUCUUCAUAACAAUGAUCAUGAGUUCCAGCCAGUGUCUCUAUUAAAUUCAACCAGUUCUUAAUGUUCUCUUGUAGUUAUAGAUGCAGCAAUAACUCUCUGGCAUGUUAGAUGGAAGAAUAAACACUGAUCUCUAGUAAACCAAGGGAGAUAAAUGUCUUGAGUCACGGCACACUGUGGUGCCUUGUUCUUAGUGCAGUGGUUCUCAAGCUGUGGAUCCCCAGAUGUUUUGGCCUUCAACUCCCAGAAAUCCUAACAGCUGGUAAAAUGGCUGGAAUUUCUGGGACUUGUAGGCCAAAACACCUGGGGAACCACAGGUUAAGGACUGCUGUCUUAAAGGAUCUUUUUUCUUCUUCUUCUUUCUUGCACUUUGAUUCUUAGACCACUUGCAAUAAAGAUAGCAGUUCUAAUAGAAUAACCAGCUAGAGUUUUCUAGCAUUCUUCCAUAUAUUUUCACUGAAUGAGGUGCUUUUCAAAUUGAGUUAUCAGACUCAGAUUUCUAUUUCUAGCCCUGUAAUGUUGCAGCCACUAAUAUAUAUUUAAAAUAAGGUAAGGUAUUUGGUACCUCUGGGGUCGCUUGUUUUUGUUUUGUACCUUGAGUUGCACAGCUGCCUGUGGUAGGGAUCCUGUUUGUAAGGAAGAGUUUUCAGAGGCGUGUGUAUUUGAAAUGGUUUGGCAACUACUCUAUUAAGUAAUCAACGUUUCAUUCUAUUUGUACCUUAAUUUGUCACCUCGUUUUCCAAAAUAGCAAAAAUAUCUUUUUUGCAAACAUAUAUGAGACAUUAUUUCUUCUCAUCAAAAGUUGACCGGACAUUUCUUAGUAAAAUUUUAGCCCACGUUAAGAACUAAUGUUCCCCAGAUUAAAAAUAAAUCUUUCUAAGGUAUGAUAUGAGCUGGAUGGAGCCAACCAUUUGGAUAUCACAUAUUUUUUGUCAUCACUGUAUUUUGGGCAACACUAGACAAGUGAUAGUCUGUGAAUUAAGUCAACUUGUGGAAAGUUGAAUCAUUCUCAUUUGUAAGUUCACACAUGCAUUAUUUCGCAUUUUAUUUUUAUUUUAGCCAGGUUCAUUUCGUUUAAUGGCGUGAAGCAUUCUGUUUCUUCAAUAAGCAUAGCAGUUAAUACUGCUCUGAUGUCUUUCCUUGUUUUGGUAAGGAAGACCUUCCUUUACUGGCUAUAUUCAGAUCUUUCUUCUUAUUUUGAGGUCUCACCAGUUACAAAUCUCCAGAAUUCUACCAGUAACAUUCUGCAGUGCAGGUGAGCAUUUACCAUACCUUGCUGCUAUUCCCAGAGGCCUAAGGUAUUCAAAAUCAAGAAAUUAAGCUGCUUUGAGUUUCCUUUGUGGAGAGAAAACGCAGGGUAUAAACAAACAUAACCACAAUCAUCUCCCAUAACAAUACAAGGUAAAAACAAAAUGUUACACUAAAAAUAAAUAACAUACCUGCAAAUGUUGUUAUAAUGCAACUGUGGAGGUCUAUAUGAAAUGUCAGGAUUCAUGAUGUCUUGGAUGUCAAAGCUUGAGUGCGUCUUCCCCAUCCUUGUAUCUUCAUGCUCAAUGGUUUUCCUUGGAGCAGCACUGUUUAAGCAGCUGUCAAGUUUCUUCUCUUUGGUUUUUCCCAAGAUGAAACAGCGUUGCUUUUAGGCCCCUUGUACACUGCCAUAUAAAAUUCAGAUUAUCUGGUUUGAACUGGAUUAUAUGGCAGUGCAGACUCGUAUAAUCCAGUUCAAACCAGAUAAUGUGGCUUUGAAACAGGGACUGAGGGGUAGAGAGAAUGAAGUGUCUUGGUAUAACUAGCUAGAGCAAUGUGUAGGACAAUGCAUUCUGUUUCCCUUUGCAAGAAUCAAAUAUAACUUUGUUCAGGGCACUAGUAGUCGACUGUGUUUCUAGUACAAGGUUGUGGCAAGGUAUAGCAACUGUCCAUGUUGGUGACGCAGGGUGACGCAAGCCUGCUUAAACCAGUGUAUUAACUUGUUCAUGAAGUAGCUAUCCUUCUACCUUUUUGUGCAGUGCCCUCUACCCACUCAAUGCAUUGGAGCGUGUCCCAACAGCUAGUUAGUUGCUAGGGGCUCCCAAGCACCUUUCAGUUGCAUCUGUGCAGCUGGAACCCAGCUCAGGCCAUAAAGAAGAACAGUGCUGGAGAUUUAUGCUCCAUCAGUGACUGAAUGUAACCUUGCCAGGAAGCUGCAAAGGACAGCCAGAAUUUCCACCCUUCAGUACAAUACUGAAAGAAUGCCAAUUUAGAGUAAUUGGAUGGAGAAAAGAAUUGACCUUUAAAAAAAACGUUUGGGGGGUAUUUAAAAUCUUGCAUUGUUGUGUGCAACUGGAGUGAAAAGUGUUUCACCACCAAGCAGCAGUCAGUUCACUGGAGGGGAAAAUAUGGUGGUAAAAAGAGGCAUAUCUACCGACAGACUAAAGGACUGUGAAUUUUAGAUUAACAGGAUGUAUGAGUAUGUUAUUAGCUCUUAAGAGGUGGUAUAACUGAAGAAGAAAUACCAAAAAUAACUCACUUAUGCAACUGUUUUUAAAACUGGGCUGGAUUUUAACAUAGCUUUCUGUAAGUGGGAGAGAUCCUUUUGUCAAUUGGAAAACUUUUUUUCCGUAAAGGUCUGACCUGACAAAAAGCAUAUGGUAAGAGUUGAGGAUGAUAAAAAAUGGGGCAGGAAGGACAAUUAAAAGAUUCCUUCCCUCAGCCUGCAUGUGUUAAGCAAGAAUAUUCCCAAGGGAGCAAAGUCAGAAUCCAGACCAAUCUCUGUGCCCAACAUGUCAGGCAUCACCUGGCAGAUGGGCAUAUUGUAGUGACUUGAGGUCAUAUUGUUCGUCAGAUUCUGAAAUUAUUCAUUCCAUGUAUUAAGUGAUAAUGUUCCUUCUCCAUGGCAAACUAAGUCAGUUAAGUCAUUUUAGUCUAAAUGUGACAUGUUCAGUUGUGUUAUUAGAGGAGGGUUCUAGAAACUGACAAGUUUGUCAUACGGCGCACGGAACACGUUCCAACUCUUGUUUAUUUUUCCAGCUAAUGUAUAACAUUUUUACACCAGCUUGAAUGUAUUGUUCUUUACAAAGCACAUAUUCAUUUUGCAUUUAUGUCAGUAUUGGUUUACUGUUUAUAUUGACAUUUUUUUCAUUGAAAAAACAUUGUUUUUCUGAUUUUUGAAAUAGUUUUAGUUCUUUAGCUGCUGUAAAAUAGCUACUUUGUGUUGGUUUGAUAUAUAGAAUUGUACAAACUGCAUUUAUUUAUACAGAGGCAUUUAUAAUACUUUUACAAAUGUUCUUAUAUUCUGAAUAAAUUUCUAAUGCCGAAAUAUCACAAA